Medioppia subpectinata is the source of this 1056-nucleotide messenger RNA. Lineage: Eukaryota; Metazoa; Arthropoda; Arachnida; Sarcoptiformes; Oppiidae. The record is from the annotation of a GenBank genome assembly.
AUGAUGACCAAAAGUGGGGAAAAGUCGCCGAAGAAGAACGGAGUGAACGCACCCGCAGUCGCCGAUGAAGUGGACGGCCCUCUCCUCCACUCGGAUGCGCCGCCCGGAGAGCUGAGCACUUGGAUGACUAACAUAUCGCCCACAUUAUACGACACUCCCAUCUGGAAACUAACCAUUCCUGGAUCCCACGACUCGGGCUCGUAUGGCCUGUCCGUCGAUUUGGGCGUCAGUCCCGAUCGACCCGAUCUUCAGCGCAAUAUUUUUGUCCGACUUUUCAAAUGCUUUUCUCUGCCGACAAUCCAUCGGUGGACCAAAACCCAAUCGCUGGACAUAACGGGCCAAUUGGCGGCCGGUAUUCGCUAUAUAGACAUCAGAACCGCUUCCAAAGUGGACGACAAUAACCUGUACUUCUGUCACGGGCUGUACGGCCCGCAAGUGGUUGAUAUGCUUCACCAAAUUAAUGCAUUCCUACAGCAAAACCAAAGGGAAAUCGUUUUUAUAGAUUUCCAACACUUUUACCGCCUCUCAGACGACGAUCACAAACAGUUGACCACAAAGAUUAUGGAGAUAUUCGGCCGCAAACUUGUGCCGUACAGUUCGCAACUGCUAAUGGAUAGGAUAACGUUGCGGUACUUAUGGGACAAACGACAGCAAGUGUUUGUGUACUAUCGCAAUGAGACGGGCCGUAUGGAGGCGCCCGUCCUAUGGCCGUCCCGAUGCCUACCGAACCCGUGGGCCAACACAAUGAGUCGAGAAAAGUUGACCAGUUUUCUGGACACGAAUAUCUCCGGCCGACCGCCCAAUAGUAUGUACGUAACGCAGGGAAUACUGACGCCCAGUAAUCGAUACGUCGGACUACACUUCUACUCGUCGUUGCGCUGGGAUUUGGCCGACGCUUGCAAUCAAUGUUUGACCAAAUGGUUGGAAGACAAGAGCGCCGGCACUAAAGGGCCCAAUAUUGUAAUGUCCGACUUUGUCGAGUGGAACGGCUAUGAGAUUCCCCUCAAGACUGUCAAACUUAAUGAGAAAUUAGCAUUAAAUGCGUACAAGAAUUAA